AGCCUUACAUACCGUAUCCGAUACAAGUCACAAGUUAAAUUAGUAACAUUUUUAGUAUUCAGUGUGCGCGGUGUUGGUUUUUUCGCUCCCAAUGUGAACCACUCGUGUGUGCUCGCCCCUGUAUCGAGUGUGUUAGUGAUACGAGUACGAGUAUGUACCAGGGAGUUCCAGGUUUACUUACUUAGUGAUAUUGAAAGUCACCACACUAGAUUGGAAAUACCAGGCCAGGAGAAGGCUUAAUGGAAAAACGAUAAUUCGCUUUGAUAUAAGGAUCUUAGUGCAAUGGGAUUUAAAAUAGUACUUUUAAUAUGUAUCGGCGUCACAAUGGUUCCGGUAGUGACAGGCAGCGUUUGGGAAUUUGGCUCCGACAAUAAUCCAAUGGCGGAAAUAAUAUCCGAGAUCCACGGAAAAUUCUCAUUAAUUGGAAAAACUCAAGACAUAUACCUAGAUGUACCACCAUGCAGAGUGAUUACUUAUGUGAAAGUGCUUUCGAAUAACUACCUUUCAACGCCAAAGGUAUAUUAUGACCAAUAUAACCACGUAGUAAGAAUACAAUAUGGCCUCUUCCAGUUCCAUCCAUCAACCUUUAUCAUAAUUACAAAAGGUGCUGUGAGACCAGGCUGUGAUCCAAGCCCAGGAAUAGCACAGGGUCCACCUAUACAACAGGCUCCACAGGACCCAACCAUACAACAGGUUCCACAGUUUCCGCCUAUACAACAGGCUUCACAGGGCCCAACCAUACAACAGGUUCCACAGGGUCCCCCUAUACAACAGGCUCCACAGAACCCAACCAUACAACAGGUUCCACAGGGUCCGCCUAUACAACAGGCUCCACAGGGCCCAACCAUACAACAGGUUCCACAGGGUCCCCCUAUACAACAGGCUCCACAGGACCCAACCAUACAACAGGUUCCACAGGGUCCGCCUAUACAACAGGCUCCACAGGGCCCAACCAUACAACAGGUUCCACAGGGUCCCCCUAUACAACAGGCUCCACAGGACCCAACCAUACAACAGGUUCCACAGGGUCCGCCUAUACAACAGGCUUCACAGGACCCAACCAUACAACAGGUUCCACAGGACCCAACCACGCAACAGGUUCCACAGGACCCAACCAUACAACAGCUUCCACAGGACCAAGCCAUACAACAGGAUUCGCAGGACCCAACCAUACGACAGGUUUCACAGGACCAAGCCAUACAACAAAUUCCACAGGGCCCACCCAUAAACCAGGUCCCAAUAGACGUGCGCUUAAAACAAUUUCCAGAAAUCCUUUCCGAACUAAGGUUCACAGAGGAUAUGCUACUCCAGCCAACAUGGACCAGUCAUAAGCUUGAACAUCGAUAUGGCGAUCAUGAUACACAACUAUAUCAAGAUUUGCAAAACGCACAGUAUACGAUAAGCGCACAGGAUUCACAAAAUACAGAAUAUACAAUAAGCGCACAAGAUGAACUGAAUUCCCUACGCAAACUGAACAAAAUUAAUCUUAUGAACAAAAUAUUAGCCCAGCGAUCAGGUCGUAGACUCAUUUAGUCAGCAAACACCUAAAUCUAUUAAUUAGAAAUGUAAAGUUUUAGACACUGACAAUAACUAUUCAAUAGACUACCAAUUAGUCAUUUGUUGUCCCGAUUUCACUAUACGAACUGAUCUCGGUCAUAUAAGAUUACGGGCGUGAACUGGGAUAUGCUG
Molecule: messenger RNA, 1689 nt
Organism: Helicoverpa armigera (cotton bollworm)
Lineage: Eukaryota; Metazoa; Arthropoda; Insecta; Lepidoptera; Noctuidae
Exons: 3
Coding region: 283-1533 (416 amino acids)
Source: RefSeq, a predicted model, not a curated record